This is a messenger RNA of Exaiptasia diaphana, 2398 nucleotides long. RefSeq names its product secretory carrier-associated membrane protein 2. The record is from RefSeq and is a predicted model, not a curated record. Gene Ontology annotation, cellular component: trans-Golgi network membrane; recycling endosome membrane. NCBI's taxonomy places the organism in Eukaryota, Metazoa, Cnidaria, Anthozoa, Actiniaria, Aiptasiidae. The transcript is spliced from 10 exons. Bases 110 to 1135 code for a protein of 341 amino acids. Gene Ontology annotation, biological process: protein transport.
CCGGACAUGGAGUAAUAUGUGCGAGACUUUGUAGCGAUCGAAAGAAACAUAAUUUUAGCAACGAAAAAACUAUUAUUAUUACCAUUAGAUCACUUUCUAAGACUAAAACAUGUCUGACAAUCCCUUUGGAGGUGAUGAAAACCCAUUCGCGGAUCCCUCUGUAGCGUCUGUGACCAGUAAUGCUGCCCGAGGAAUAGAGGACUUCAAUCCAUUUGCUGAGCAAAAUCAGCCAUCGACAUCAGGCCCAACUACACAGUCAACAGUGCCAGCUGCCUCACCCCCACCCCCUCAACCAGCACCAACACCUACGCAGCCUGCAGUCUUAGAAACCAGACAUGAACCGCCGCCAUAUUCUGUUGUCGAGGAACAAGAAAAUCUCAAGAAAAGACAAGAGGAUUUGGAAAGAAAGGCAGCAGAACUGCAGCGCAAAGAGCAAGAACUACAGCGUAUGCAAUUCACAGGAUACAGAGAAAAUAAUUUCCCUCCAUUUCCCAAGUGGUGCAAAAUCAAACCAUGUUUUUUCCAUGACAUUCAAAUUGAAAUUCCAAUAGAAUAUCAAAAAACAUGCAGGUUACUGUUCAUCCGAUGGCAAGUGUACUCUUUUGUGAUGUUCUACAAUUUUGUGACAGCGUUUGCCUUGAUGAUUGUGAAUCCCUCGGGCGACAGUUCUGACGGAGAAACGUUUGGCAUCUCUAUUGUGUAUUUUCUAUUUAAUAUUCCUAUGUCAUUUCUUGGCUGGUAUCGACCUGCGUAUAAAGCACUGAAGACUGACAGCUCAUUUAGCUACGUCAUCUUCUUUCUCAUCUUCUUCCUCCACAUAGGAUUAAAUAUAUUCUAUACUUUGGGAAUCACUAGAGGUGGAACCUGUGGAUUUAUCAAUGCAACACAGGCCAUCCACGAAACUAUUAUUGUGGGAGGCAUGAUGUAUGUCUCAGCGUGUUUCCUACUUCUCGGUGUUAUUGUAGACAUAAUAUUACUGCUCAAGAUUCACAAGAUCUACAGGAUGGCUGGAGCAAGCUUUGAAAAAGCUCAAGGAGAAUUUGCAAGAGGAGUAGCAAGUAAUGAGACAGUCAGAGCUGCUGCGGCAGACGCUGCUGUGGCAGGUGUCAGGGGGGGUCUUUCGAAUGCAAAGUAGGCUGCAAUAGGAGGUUUAUUAAUUAAAAGAGGUAAAUAUACAUUUACCAAGUUAUUGUGGGAGUAAUUCACGUAUGGCACAAGCUGUGAGCCAUGACUGAUCGCAUGUGUAUACAUCAUUAUGAUGAUAUCUACUCGAUUUCUCGGUUUUAUAAACUUAUACUGCAGUUAUGCCGUCUGAAAUUAUGGGUUGCUCAAUUAGCUGAAUGUACAAAUUUAUGCAUAAUCGGAAUAUAUGCUUAAUUAUAUAGUACAAACAUACACUUUAUUGAUGUUAAACACUCCGAGCAUCCCAUAUUUUCUCAUUGAAAAAGUAGAAUAAGUCACGUGGGGUUGUCAUGGUAGUUAAAAGGUCUACACUGUUUUACAAUUUUGUAUGUCUUUUGAAACACUUAGUGUACAACUGUCAUUGAAAUCUUUAGUUGUAAGAACAAAACUUGGGUCCAGAGAGAUAAUACUUCAAAAGUAAUCAAAAUUAUGAUAAAAAUGAUGAAAUAAUAAAAAGGAUGUGAAUUGUUUGUGACUAUAAGAUAUUAACAUCAAAAAUGAAUCAAUUUUACAAAGCAAUAUUACAAAUAACACAAAUUUUCAUAGCUUUGAAAACCCUGGAUAACAUUUAUAGCUUUAAAACAUUCAGACAGAUAUGGGCUUUUCUGAGCUGUCAAUCAAACACCCAGCUAGUAAAUGAUUGGUAGUUCAUAUGAAUGACAGCUCAGGAAAACCUUCAUGCAGCUAAUACAUUGAAGUUGAAAGCUGUAAUUAUCUGAAGGUUUGUGCAGUAACUAAUACUUCAGCACUUUCAAAUGAAUGGUCAUUAUUAUGUUACUUGAUCUAAAUUAUUGUCACUCGACAAUCAUGCUUAGAUGGGGAUAAGUAAUUGUAUAAGGCAAUAAAAACUUUUCUAAAAACAUUGUAAUUAUUUGCUAUUGUGUACUUAGUAUUAUCGCUUAUUAUAAUAGGUAUCACACAUUAGCACAACCCUAAAAAGGCUGUAGUUAGAUUACAGCUUGACUGCAAUGUUUUCCCAUUUCAAGUUAUUCGUAUUAUAAACCGGGAGAACAUCCAAGCUGAGAUGGUUAAUAGUCUUAAUACAUACAAAUGAUAUAUUAUAUGUAUGGUUGUUCCUAAUUAGUUACAUGAUCUAGUAUUUGAUAAAUUGAUCAGCAAUUCUGACUAAUAAGAAGAUUAAUUAGAAUGAUUCUAAUAUUCUUAAUGAUCCUAGUAAGUAUUAAUAAAACUAGUCUUGUUGGCUAUUUAAUAAAAA